GCUCUACGUUCGACGCAAGAAACAAGUCACCCCUACCUGACCUACAUCUAGAUUCUCAAUAGAAAUUUAAAACCGACAUAUUCUCUCCACCAACUAUCUAAAGACAUUCAGCAAUGCAACCUUUGGUUCUAUUUCUUCAGCAGUCCAAGACAUUUCCUGCACGUUUUUUCGAGGCGCACAGCUACAGAUCCCGGCUUGCCUUCAUACUCUUGCCAGCUAACACCAGCUAUCAAUCGCAUUCUCCCUCAUCGGUAUUACCUUAGCAUGGAUGUCACUCGGUACACUCGGACACGGGCCGAGGGUCCGUCAGCCGGUACGGGACUCCAAGCUAGCAGCUGGUGCCAUCAGUGCAGCUCGCCGCCACCAGACAGUCAAAGCAGCACCCAUCUCCGAGUCGGAAUUGACUCCAGCAUUCCGCGAUGGGUGCCCGGUUCGACGGUGCGAUACGUCUUCUGCGCCAAGACUUUCUCGGACCCAAACCUGGCCGCCUUCGUCUCGGCCAAGCUGGUCGAGGCAGCGCUCAUGUGGAGGAGCAAGGGCGUGACCUUUGAGCACGCGUGCCCCGGCCACGAAGCCACCUUCAAGGUUGUAUACAUGGAAGACGGCGGCAUCAAUCCCCUGGCGAGCUCCUUCUUCCCCAACCGCGGCCCGGCCGAGGCUCGCACGCUGUGCAUAUACCAGGCAGCCCUCGCCCGGCCCCACAUCAAGUACCUCGCCAACGUCCUCGCCCACGAGCUAGGCCACAUCCUGGGCCUGCGCCACGAGUUCGCCGGCUUGGUCGAGGCCGGUUCCGUCCGCUGGGGAAGGUCGAAUAAGAAUUCGGUCAUGAACUACCACGCCAAGCUGAGGAGGUACCGCGUGUAGAAGCAGGAUCUUGCCGACCUAGAGAGCUUCUACAGUUCGACCAAGACGAAGCACAGGGGGCUGCCGAUCUACACGCUCCAUCCCCCGACCUACUUGUACGACUGAGUACCUGGCGGAUGGGAAACCCGCUUUCUUGGGACAGGGCGAGCCAUUCUCGGAGUUUGGCGUCGACAGACUGUGUGCGGUUUAA
Molecule: messenger RNA, 1054 nt
Organism: Lasiosphaeria miniovina
Lineage: Eukaryota; Fungi; Ascomycota; Sordariomycetes; Sordariales; Lasiosphaeriaceae
Exons: 2
Coding region: 265-864 (199 amino acids)
Molecular function (GO): metallopeptidase activity
Source: RefSeq, a predicted model, not a curated record